Esox lucius (northern pike) is the source of this 4283-nucleotide messenger RNA. It is a transcript of the gene samd8a, whose product is annotated as sterile alpha motif domain containing 8. Lineage: Eukaryota; Metazoa; Chordata; Actinopteri; Esociformes; Esocidae. Bases 892 to 2139 code for a protein of 415 amino acids. Gene Ontology annotation, biological process: ceramide biosynthetic process. Gene Ontology annotation, cellular component: Golgi membrane; endoplasmic reticulum membrane. The transcript is spliced from 6 exons. The record is from RefSeq and is a predicted model, not a curated record. Gene Ontology annotation, molecular function: ceramide cholinephosphotransferase activity; protein binding; sphingomyelin synthase activity.
AAACUGAUGGUAUGGCAGAAGAAUAGAGCAAGGUUCAGUAGCUAGCUACGUUUCUUUGCUAGCUGCAUAAUUGGAUGGUUUUGGAUAGCUGUACACAAACCAGACUGUCGGCCACUCGUAGUGAAGUUAUUUCAUGUAACGUAUGUUGACUAGUCAACGUUUUCUAGCUAGUAUAACGAGUUUGUGCAGAAGAACUAGCUGAUCAACGCCCACCUGCCAAGCCUGCUGGAGAAAAUAGCCUGUUGACAGACAUGUCACCAAUACUCUCUGUUUUGCGUUGUUGUCCUUUAAUGGGUUGAGACGUUUGUUAUAAGUGACACGGGAAUUGUAUGACCAGCACAGUCUGUUAUUUCGUUUAAGAGUGCCGGACGUGAGUGGGGAAAUUCCAUCACAUGGUGGGGACUGGACAGUUUGUCUUGCCAGGGUCACUGACCUUUGCCAAGUAGCUAGGCUAGCAAGCUGAGCAUUACAUUAGAGGAACCCUGGCGCUAGAGCUAGCUAAGUGGCUUAGCUAAAUGUCAAGUAUAAGUCUCAACUUCUGUAACUAUACAGCACUCGUUUGUGAUUAUCUGCUAAUAAAUUAGGGGCUAAAGGCUGCUGCGUUGUUGAACGUUGCUCUUUCACCCAUGUACUGGAACUCUUGUUAGUGGUAUCUUGGAAUGGCAUAAUGGAGGGUGUGGCUCUGAUAUUCCUCCCUGUGUUUCACUGUUUGCUAGAGAUUCACUUUGUGUAAUUGAUGUGUAUUGACCAGAACUGAGGUUAAACAGUUUGUGCUGACAAUCUGUACCUUGGGAGCAUAUAGGCGUGUUAGUGGAAAACUGUUUACCGCAACUAAAAUUGAACAACCUGUAAAGGAAGUUUGUCUUGAACCAGUGGAAAAGUGAAGAGGAGAUGUCUGGCAGCUCCCAGCUUAGCAUUCGGAAUUGGACCACUAAGCAUGUAGCCAAGUGGUUGAAGGAGGAGGGUUUCUGCCAUUAUGUGGACCUGUUGUGUAACAAGCAUCGCCUGGACGGUAUGUCCUUACUCACCCUCAGCGAAUAUGACCUCCGCUCCGCACCGCUGGAGCUCAAGGUGCUGGGGGACAUCAAGAGGCUGAUGGUGUCCCUGCGCAGGUUGCAGAAACAAAACCUGGACAUCUUGGAGGAGCUGGGGGUCCCGUUCGAUGGGCACUCCCCUCAGAGUGGGGUUGGCGGCGGGGACUGGCACUGCAAUGGAGACUCUGGUAGAGAGUGUGACAACUCGAACCCAGACACGGCGCCGGUUGGAGAGCAGUAUCUUCAGUACACCAAUGGGAAGUACAAGCAUGGCAGUAGCAGAAGGCUGGAUCCCGAGUACUGGAAGACGGCGCUUAGUGCGAUCUAUGUGGUGUUUGUGUUUGGAUUUACCUCCUUUGUCAUGGUGAUCGUGCACGAGAGGGUGCCGGACAUGCGCACCUACCCCCCCUUGCCAGACAUUUUCUUAGACAGUGUUCCUCGAAUACCAUGGGCCUUUGCCAUGGCCGAGGCAUGUGGAGUGGUCCUGUGUAAUAUCUGGCUGCUAGUUCUGUUGCUGCACAAACACAGGUCCAUUCUUCUGCGGCGGCUCUGCAGUCUCAUGGGGACAGUGUUCAUGCUGCGUUGCAUCACCAUGUUCGUCACCUCUCUGUCAGUUCCGGGACAGCACCUCCAGUGCUCAGGAAAGAUGUACGGUGACAUGUGGGCCAAACUCCAGCGAGCCCUGGCCAUCUGGAGCGGAUUUGGCAUGUCCCUCACUGGCGUCCACACCUGCGGAGACUACAUGUUCAGUGGUCAUACGGUGGUCAUUACCAUGCUCAACUUCUUUGUCACCGAAUACACGCCAAGGGGCUGGAACUUCAUCCACACGCUGUCCUGGGUCCUGAACUUGUUUGGCAUCUUUUUCAUCCUGGCGGCACACGAACACUACUCCAUCGACGUCUUCAUAGCCUUCUACAUCACCACCAGACUCUUCUUGUAUUACCACACGCUGGCCAACACCAGGGCCUAUCAGCAGAGCCGCCGGGCACGCAUCUGGUUCCCCAUGUUCUCCUUCUUCGAGUGCAAUGUCAACGGACCCGUGCCAAACGAGUAUGGCUGGCCCUUCUCUAAACCCGCUGCGAUCCGCCGGCUGAUUGGAUAUUAGGAAUGCGGAACGGACAGCAAUCCAGGACACUAAUGAUGACUUUGAGCCCGUCCUGCUGUUUUUCUUUUCUUUUUUUCUUCUAAUGUUGCCGCCCUCAGAAUGAAGUUGCCAACUGUGGUUAUGUGAAAUCAAUUUUAUAUUCCAGUGUCUACAGAGACUGUGAACUUAAACGGCUUUUGGGAUUGUAUCUGUGCCAUGGUGUGACUUAACUAAGGCUCGUGUCUAAAAUGGCAACAUGGUCCCUGGGUAGGCCACCGCUUUUUACCUGGGCCCCAUUAGGGUCAUUGUCCUACGGACAUCCAAUCCCCUCAACUUCCUCUGCACCUUUGAAAAGGGAUGGGACGGGGUUUCUUUUGUUGUUUUGUUACAUUUCUCAACCUUUUUAGAAGCAGCUGUGACAGUCAUGAUAUGGCGCAUUAACCAACAGCUCAUUUUGUUAUGUCAAACAGUCUGUUCAUAGCAUGACAGCAAACAGAACAAACUACUAACAUCAGGCUAGCGUGUACAUGCUUAAUAUCUCUGAACUUGUGGCUUUGAGUAUCGGAAAGUUGUUGAUAACAGCUCACGGUUUGGGAAGACAUGAGAACAGAAUUCUCAGGCAGCCUAUUGUAACCAAAUACCUUAUUUUUAAAUAGUAGUAAUUUUUUGAAAUCAGAUUCUAAAUUGUUGUUAAAUAGGCUCUUAGAGGUGUUCAAUAAAUAUCCUGAGAAAUUAGGGCACUCUUCAUGAUAUUAUUGACAUGUUUUCUUUUAUUGUUUAGAUUCCAGCUCUAAUACAAGUAUGAACUACCUUAAAAGCAAUAUCAAAGCAUCACAGAGAAUACUGUUGAUGAAUUUCAGAAUAGCAAUAUAAGUUAAAGAUGUUGUGACUGGUCUUAUUUCUUAUUUGCCAUUAUUAGGUACUGCUAAAAGCUUUUUAUUCCUGCAGACAUAACUGUGGUUUUGACAGUAUUAUUAGAAUGCUGAAUUAUUCAUUUAUAGCUGAAUUUAAAUGUUUUGGGUUCCUUUAUAAUGUUUGUAUUUUUUUGUAACUUCAUCUGCCUUGUCCUAACUAGGUCUUAUUAAAACAGGGCUGUUUCCAAGGAGAUCACUAAAAGCAGCCAAACUAUGGAAUGGAACAAUCGUUUCAAUACCAUUCCAGUUGCCAAUAACUUUAGGUGUAAUAAUAAAAUGUUUAAUUGUUAUAUUAGCUUGUUAAAUUGUAAUUUAGUCAUUGACCAUAUAUUAUUGGAAUAAGAAUAAAAUACAAGAAUAUCCAUACCUACAGCACAACUGGAGAAAGGAAAUGGUUGUUUACUUCCACAGAUCCCUGGGUCUUUAUUGUAUUAUGAUUUUUAUUGUCUUAAUUUAUUUCAUUUUGUAUAUGUUAAUAGUUUUUAUAUUUGAUGUAUGGGAAGGUUAUUGCAAUGUGCACUUGAACAGGAAUAUGUUUACAGUUUUUGAGCUAAAUUUGUUUGAAACACAAUGUACUUUUUUUGGUAUAAGUUUGAUUUCACAAUCACCCCCACACAUGACUAGAAAAUAAGCCAACACAAAAUUUCCUUUAACACUAAUCAGAUCUCACACUGCCAUUGAGUUAUUUUUUUGGUUACAACUCACUUAGCACAUAUUUACAUUAACUUCCUGGGCACCAAUGUCAAUCUUUUAGUUGAAAUGUGCAGUCAGUUGAAAUUAAUGAACAUGGUGGUUAAAUAAACCAGUUUGUGCCUAGUGGGUUAUGUCCUAUAUUAAUCCCAUCAUGUUUUUACUAAGACAUUCAGCUGUGGUUUAUUUCUAGUACUACUAAAACCAUAAUAACCCUUCUCUCUAACUAGCUUCUCAUCAUUUGUUUGCUACAAUAACUGCUGUAUGCCAGCUAACUGCUAAUCUAUAAUUUGCUGCUAAGAUACAUACCAUACAUACCCAUAUCUCAUGCUUGUGUUCUUAACCCGUGUCGCUGGUUUGGUUAUUGCGGUACAUUACACACCUUAUGAGUAAAUGACAACCAAAGUAAUAUGUAGCAGUAACGAUUAGAGUGGAUGAACUGGUGAAUUGGAUUCAUGAAGUCUCUCUGAAUAAGAGCAUCGGCUUAAUUACUAAAAUGUUAAUUGAUUAUGUCUGUUCGGCAAAUGACAAGUGUCUUCAUCAUUAAACAGUUGAAAUCAA